Messenger RNA from Zea mays, 4492 nucleotides. RefSeq names its product replication protein A 70 kDa DNA-binding subunit A. Lineage: Eukaryota; Viridiplantae; Streptophyta; Magnoliopsida; Poales; Poaceae. Gene Ontology annotation, molecular function: DNA helicase activity. Gene Ontology annotation, biological process: telomere maintenance; DNA repair. The record is from RefSeq and is a predicted model, not a curated record. The transcript has 7 exons. The coding region runs from base 754 to 4434 and encodes 1226 amino acids.
UUGCCUCCCUUAAGUUCUCUACCUCCAUAUUUUACUCUCAUUGCUACUGUAUAGUAUUUUUCCAGCCAUCCUUCAGUCAACAUUUUAGAUGUGCUAUAAAGUGUUGUGGAUUGUUAAAAAAAAAAUUCGAUCUUCUGCGAUUUCUUCUCGCUCAGCUAACCUUCUUUAUUUUUUUUUUUAAAAACGAAAAAAUCUUAUGUGAUUUUUUACUCUCUGCGCUAACCUCACUUUUUUACCGCCAUUCAUCCCCUUCCAGUUUAUCUUACCGCACUUCAGUGAAGUCCAUGUUCUCUUACGCCAUUUCAGCACUUCAUCCUAUCAUUUUUUUUAUUUUUGCCCUCAUUGGUACUGUGAUGAGCGAUAAAUUGUUAAAAAAUAUGGGAUAAAAUGUUUGGCGAAGGUUCCUAGAUGACCCUCUUUUCGUUCGAUUCCUGCUCUCUUCAUUGAAGAAGAUACAUUUUUGGUCCCCUCUUUUCGUUCUCUUCCGCCUCUCUCUCUCUCUCUUUCUAGCGGAGGUUCCUAUGUGAAAAAAAAGGAACAACAAUAGAAUCUUUUGUCUUUAGAGUUUACUGAUGAAAUAACUAAGAUGUUAUCAUCCCUUUAUUAAACAAUCAGGAUUACGCUUUCAUUCGAAGCCAGCAGUACGAAGUUCAUCCGUAAAAAAGGUUCCGACAGCUCAAUAUCGACCAUCAACAAAGAUAAGUCAUAUAGAGAUUAAUCUAGAAAACGAGUGAUUCUUCAGCAACAAAGGAAAUGGACGGCGACGACGAAGCAGAUCCCCCUAUUUCUCAUGUGACUUCACAUGUAACCGAUACUUGGGCUUUUACUCCUCGGAGAAAAUUUUCAAUUGUGACUACCCACAAAAACGCUGCACUGGCACGACAACAACGUAAAAGAGCGUUAGACCAGUGGCGAUUACUCACCCGAGGUCCUGCCAAAAGUAUUAGAACACCAAUGAAUUGUGGUUAUUUUCCUGAAGAGUACAUAGCUGCCCUUAAAGGACGCCAUAUGACAAUGCAAGAAUACUAUUGCUAUCAAUUCCAUUAUAGGAAGAAUCAGCCAAAUCCGUACCUAUGCUAUGGUCUGUUAUCAAGCCAAGCCAAAGUUGAUGCACGUGCUGCUAUUGAGGAGAGUAGACUUCACUACAUUGCUCAAAAUCAAAGAAACUUACGAAUGGAAAGUAUCCAAGGAAUAGCAGAUGCUGUUAGCCGUGGAUGCAUAAAUGGCGAUGAAAUGGGAAAAAGAGUUGUUCUUCCAGCAUCGCACAUUGGAGGACGACGCUAUAUGAUUCAAAAUUACCAUGACGGUCUAGCAAUUUGUGGAAAGUAUGGUCCUCCUGACUUUUUUGUUACAUUUACAUGUAACCCUUCAUGGCCUGAAAUUACUGAAAGUAUCUUUCAGCAUGGUCAAACAGCUCCUGACAGAUCAGACGUAGUUACACGGGUCUUCCAUCUAAAGCUUCAUGAAUUACUUCAGGAUAUUAGAUCAGGAACUAUCUUUGGUCCGUUACUGGCAGUGUUACAUACCGUUGAAUUCCAAAAACGUGGCUUGCCUCAUGCACACAUUAUAUUUUGGGUCUCCACUGACACUUCUCAACCAACACCUGAGCUAAUUGACUCAUUUAUAACUGCUGAGAUACCAGAUCCAGAAACUGAUCCGCUAGGGUACGCCUUAGUUGCUGAACAUAUGGUCCAUGGCCCAUGUGGAAAUUACAACAAACAUGCUCCUUGCAUGAAAAAUGGUCGAUGUUCAAAAAACUAUCCAAAAAAACUUCAAGAGGAAACUUCCUUUGAUGAGAAUGGCUUUGUUCUUUACAGAAGAAGAAAUAAUGGACGUGUUGUUUUCAAAAAUAAGAUUGCACUGGAUAAUAGGUACAUUGUGCCUUCAAAUUUGUUGUUAUUGAAAAAAUUUGGUGCACAUACAAAUGUUGAAUGGUGCAACAAAACCAUCUUUAUAAAAUACCUUUUCAAAUAUGUGACCAAAGGACCAGAUCGUAGCAAAAUGUUUCUUCAGAGGAUUCAGAGCGGCGAAGAUGUUCCUUAUGAUGAAGAAACUGAUGCAAGAAAUGAAAUCAAAGAAUACAUUGACAGUAGAUACCUUUGUGACAUUGAUUCUUGCUGGCGAGUAUUUGGGUUUGAGAUACAUAGACAUUACCCAGCUGUUGAAAGAAUGCAUGUUCAUUUACCAAAUGAAAAUUAUAUAACAUAUAAUACUUCAGCUAACAUGGCAGGCAUAUUGUCACAAUCAUUUCUCAGGAAAACCAUGCUUACUGAAUGGUUUACCACUAAUCAACAACAUUCUAAUGCUAGAAAUCUUACAUACUCUCAAUUCCCAUCAAAAUGGAGAUGGGACGACAAGACCAGAACUUGGCAUCCUAGACAAACAAGAGAAGGCAAGAUAGGACGUCUAUACUAUGUGCAUCCCCUGGCAGGUGACAAGUAUUACCUUAGAAUGCUUUUGUUAGUUGUCAAAGGUGCACGCAGUUAUGAGGAGGUUCGGACCUACAACAAUAUUGUCUAUAAUACCUUCAAAGAAGCAUGCAAAGCACGUGGGCUCCUUGGUGAUGAUCAAGAAUGGUUGGCUGCUUUCAAUGAAGCUGCUACUUGGGCAACGUCUUCUCAGCUAAGACAACUUUUUGUCACAAUGCUUCUUUAUUGUCAGGUAGCCGAUGAGUAUACACUUUUUGGGAAAGUUUGGAAAUACCUAGCUGAUGACAUCGAAUAUAAUAUUCGUAAGGCACUUAACCAGACUAAUUAUCAGAUACCAGAAGAUGAUCUCAAGAAUUAUUUACUAGAUAAGCUAGCAGUUUUAUUUAACAAGAGUGGCGGCAACAUUCAUGACUUCAACCUCCCAAGGAAAACCGACAACCUAGAAGGUAGAAAUGUCAAUCAUUUACUCAAAGAAGAGUUGUCAUAUGAUGCAAACAGCCUUUCAUAUGAAUCUGAAGUCCUAAUUUAUCAAUUAAACACAGAACAAAUGAAAGCCUUUAACACUAUUGUGGAAAAUGUGCUAUCUGGACAGCCUGGCUUCUACUUUGUUUCGGGGUAUGGUGGGACUGGAAAAACCUUCCUUUGGAAUACCAUCGUAGCAUAUCUGCGUUCGCAGAAAAAGGUUGUUCUUACAGUUGCUUCUUCAGGGGUUGCCGCAUUACUCCUUCCAGGAGGUCGUACAGCACAUUCCCGAUUUAAAAUACCAUGUGAUUUAAAUGAAACCACUACUUGCAAUAUCAAGAGAGGAACUAUGCUAGCUGAACUGAUUGAAGUUGCUUCAUUAAUCAUUUGGGACGAGGCAUUCAUGACUCAUAGAAUAGCUUUUGAAGCUCUAGACCGAACACUGCGUGAUUUACUUUCACCUCGAUGUCCUGUAGCUGAAAAAACACCUUUUGGUGGAAAGGUAGUUGUUUUGGGAGGUGAUGCUAGACAGAUACUCCCAGUUAUUGAAGGUGGUACACAAUCACAAAUUAUAGACGCAGCAAUAACUAGCUCUCCUCUAUGGACUUCUAUUACUGUCUUAUACUUGACUGAAAAUAUGAGAUUAAAAUCACCUCAUUUAGAUUCUGCAAGUAAGAAUGAAAUUGCUUCCUUUAGCAAAUGGCUCUUGGACAUAGGUGAUGGCAAAGUACCAGCACGAGCAAAAGACUCUGAAACAGAAAAAUAUUGGAUAAAAAUUCCGCAAGACAUUUUACUAACACCUCAAAAUAAUAGCCUGCAAUGCAUUGUAGACUCCGCGUAUCCAGAUCUAACAGAUAAUUAUGCAGACAUACAAUACCUGAAAGAACGUGCAAUACUUUCUCCAACGAAUGAUGUUAUAGACACAGUCAACAACUUCGUUGUCACUCUAAUACCUGGUGAUCCAAGGGAAUAUCUUAGCUGUGAUAGCAUAGUAAAAGGACCAGACAGCAACGAUUCAUAUGACUUAUUAUAUCCUGUUGAAUUCCUCAAUUCAAUUACUGGCAACAAUUUCCCUCAACAUCAGUUAAUAUUAAAAAAAGGAGUUCCAAUUAUGCUUUUGCGCAACAUUAACCAAUCCGAAGGCCUUUGCAAUGGAACAAGGUUAAUCAUUGUUACUCUAGGAGAUCUGAUUAUUGAAGCUAAGAUCAUGACUGGAAAAUAUAAGGACAAAACUGUGUUGAUUCCACGUGUUUGUUUAACUUUAAAAACACUGAAGCUACCAUUCACUCUAGAAAGAAGGCAGUAUCCCAUUAAAGUUUGCUACGCCAUGACAAUAAACAAGAGCCAAGGACAAACUUUAUCCAGUGUUGCUGUGUACUUGAAGAAACCUGUUUUUACACAUGGGCAACUAUAUGUUGCUUUCUCUAGAGUUACUUCAAAAAAAGGACUCAGAGUGCUGAUUGAAGAUGAUGAUGGCAAAUCAACAGAUGAAACCAAAAAUAUUGUUUACAGGGAAAUCUUUUCCCGGUUUCCUGCGCAUUAAGGAUGAUCUACAACUUGCUGUUCAUGUACAAAAUAAUAUCUAAAAAAUACAUUUUAUA